AGGCCAGUUCAGCGAAAGUCUGUUUUCCGUCAAGGGUCGACGGCCCGGCUUGAUGGGAACUUCUCGAAAGACCAAUCUUGGAUGAGCAGCCAGCCAAGGAAAUGGAAGCUGUUCUCCGGAGACUCUUCACUCCCACAGUCCAUGGAUGUGGUUCAGAGCCAAUCACCAUACCAGGAGUCAACAGUGCAAUGCGACACACCAACAUCCGGCGAAACAGAUGAUCAUGUCUUGACUCGGGAUAAUUGCAGUCAUCGUGGCACUCACUUUGAGAUUCAAAGCCCACCACCUUAUGAUCCGUCCCGGAAUGGCUUUCACCCCGUCAUAUCUGGUGAUACGGCCAACGUCAACGGACGGUCUUAUAUUGCACACGAGUGGGAUACUUUGAACAACCCUAGUAGGAAAUCCUCGAUCAAUGGGAUGCAACCAUCAUCAACAGCAAUUGAAACACAGAGCCCUUUCCCCACUCCCAAGCCCGCGCAGACCACCGUACAAGAGGCCUGCCUCCUACGCCAUUUCAUCGAGGAAAUAUCACCCUGGUUCGACCACUGCGACGACCGUCGACACUUCCAACUCGUCGUACCGCGGCGAGCCCAACACUGCUCCAUCAUCCGCAACGCUCUCUUCGCAGUUUCAGCACGCCACCUAUCUCGCCUCCCACAGUAUGCAACACCCAAUGGGAUUUGCUAUCGCGGACAGCUUCUCCUCAAUCUACAGAAAUGUACAGCCGUGGAAUACACCCUCAAAUGCAUCCCCGAACUCCUCAAGUUCCCCGAAAUAACCGAUCCCACGGAACAAGAAAACAUAAUGGUCGCCACGGUUAUUCUCCGCCAAUACGAAGAAAUGGAAGAGGAUUUCGAGGACCACGACAUGUCCACGCAAGACAGAGUGAACUUCUUAGCCAUCACGCAGAGAAUCAUCGACGCUAUGAUAUCCCACCGGUUGGAACAGUCUCUCGCUACGGCGGCGUAUUGGAUCGUUAUCCGACAGGAGGUAUACUACGCGUUGACAAGGCAGCGUGCACCCAAGAUGCGAUUCAGUCCGGAAGACUGGCGAAAGGCUUCUGUUGCAAACACGUUAGUAAUGCUCGCUAGUGAAGUGACAAAGUGGCGCUGGGGUGACGGUACGCGUGAGGAAUGGAAUCGCCUCAUGCUCCGCCACCGCAAACUCCAACACGACUACCGUCACGACCUCGCACCCCUCUUCGAAAAGAAAGCAGACCGAUCCCGCGGCGAACUCUUCCCGACAAUCUGGUACAGCUCCGACGAGCAAGUGACUGCAGUGCAGCACCUCGAGAUAGCUAAUAUGAUCCUGACGGCCCAGAAUCCAUACCUAUCAAACUCCACCCGUGCCGCGCAUCGCAAAGCAGAAGCAGAAGUCCGAUCCAUCGUGCUCAGAAUAUGCGGCAUUGCGGUGCACCACGCGCACUGUCAUCCGGCGUUAGUCACUGCCGUGAUAGCCAUUACUCUCUAUGGGGAGUAUUUUACUGAGUGGGAGGAGCGUGAAGCGCUGGUUGGGAUUAUUGAUCGGACGCGUGAUUUGCAUUCGUGGCCGAUGCAGAAGUGCUAUGCGCGGUUGAGGCAGGGGUGGGAGGAGAUGGAUCAUUGUGGUUCUUGAGUGGUGAUCAUUAGCAAUGUGUGUCACUUUUCUAAGAUACUAUA
This is a messenger RNA of Aspergillus piperis CBS 112811, 1658 nucleotides long. RefSeq lists its product as uncharacterized. The coding region runs from base 82 to 1614 and encodes 510 amino acids. The transcript has 4 exons. Gene Ontology annotation, molecular function: DNA-binding transcription factor activity; transcription cis-regulatory region binding. Gene Ontology annotation, biological process: positive regulation of transcription by RNA polymerase II. Lineage: Eukaryota; Fungi; Ascomycota; Eurotiomycetes; Eurotiales; Aspergillaceae. The record is from RefSeq and is a predicted model, not a curated record. Gene Ontology annotation, cellular component: nucleus.